Molecule: messenger RNA, 630 nt
Organism: Brassica oleracea var. oleracea
Lineage: Eukaryota; Viridiplantae; Streptophyta; Magnoliopsida; Brassicales; Brassicaceae
Product: protein YLS9
Exons: 3
Coding region: 1-630 (209 amino acids)
Biological process (GO): defense response to other organism
Source: RefSeq, a predicted model, not a curated record
AUGGCGGAGAAGGAGAAAAAGUGCGAGAUCGACUACAGCAAAUAUGUGGACGCGGCGACAAGACGCAUAGUAUACGGAUGUAUAGGCCUGGUCGUUACGGUUGCGGUUGUAGUUUUCUUGGUAUGGGCCAUACUUCACCCACACAAAAUGGAUUUUGUCCUACAAGACGUUACCAUUUACGAGUUCAACAUCUCACAGCCAAAUCUGCUAACUUCAAAUCUCCAAGUCACAGUCUCUUCUCACAACCCGAACGACAAGAUCGGAAUAUUGUACGACCGCCUAGACAUCUAUGCCUCGUACCGCAACCAGCAGGUGACUUUGGCGCAUCUAUUGCCGGAAACGUAUCAAGGACAUCUGGAGGUAACGGUGUGGUCGCCGGUUCUGACUGGUACUGCCGUGUCAGUGGAACCUUACCUGACUCCAGCACUGAACGAAGACAUAAACGCCGGGAUGGUGCUUUUAAACAUCAAGAUCGACGGUUGCGUUAAGUUUAAAGUGGGUGCAUGGGUAUCUGGAUGUUAUCGGCUCCUUGUCAAUUGUCCUGCGUCAAUUCCCUUCUCCGGUCAGUUCGCAGGCACCGGUCCGGCGAUCAAGGACCAGCUUGCUCAGCAAUGUGCUGUUGACGUAUGA